AUGUGGCAGUACAUAGCGCUAGUCGUGUGCAUCACCAGCGUCAGUAGUGCUGUACCAAUUGCUCAGCAAAGAUUAAGGCUUCGUAGAAGUAGGGGCGUCGAUACGAGUUUUGCUGUUACUAAAUUGAAGUUCGGAUGCUUGGGCGAUGGUGCAAAUGACUGCGGAAUUAGGAGGAGUCCCUGUGGAAUAUCGUACCAUUAUGUACCCUGUGCCAGUGAAUAUUCGCAAGACUGUGGUAGUACCAUGCAAACGGCCACGAUUGACUAUUCUAAAAAUCUUGCCUAUGUUGUCUCCUCAGCUAGUAAAAAUUCCUGA
Cylicocyclus nassatus is the source of this 315-nucleotide messenger RNA. The record is from the annotation of a GenBank genome assembly. Lineage: Eukaryota; Metazoa; Nematoda; Chromadorea; Rhabditida; Strongylidae.